AUGACGGCUAUUAAGUGUAAACGUUGCAAAGAGAAUGACGCUACCGUUAAAUCCAGAAAAGAACCAUUUUGUGAUGCAUGUUUUUUGAAGUUUGUAAGCUUGAAACAGAGAAAAUUGAUGAUGACUGAUGAAUUCUAUAGAGAUCAUUUCAAAGUUUUAUAUGGCAAAGAUUUGAAGAAUAAUGGGGUCUCAAAAAUUGUAGUACCGUUUGAUUUUAGUUCUUCUUCUUUUAGUGCACUCGAUGUUCUGGUAAGUCUAUUAAAGGAACAAAAUUUACAACAUCGUGGAAGAGUCGGUUUUAGAGUUAAAAUUAUCACGGUAUUUAAAAAUGAACAAGAAAGAGAGCUUUUCGAACAAUCAUGGAAGAUGUUUAGAAAUUCAGACAUAUAUGAUGACCAAGUUUGGUUACAAUUUGAGUGGCACCUGAUCAAUGCUGAAUCCUUCUUUCGUGAUGCGAAGGAUUUACAACAGAUUAUAUUACAUCACCAGGAUUUUAAUUCAAUGGGAUUGCAGUAUGAAUUAAAAGAUAACUCUGAGUAUAAUAUCGAAGUCCUAUUAGCUCGUUGUCCAAACAGAAAUACCAGAAAUGAUAUGUGGAUCUUUAUAGUGAGUCAUCUAAUUAAGAAAUUUGCAUACCAACAAACAGAUUGCGAAGUUAUAUUAUGGGCACAUUCUAUGACAAAAUUAGCAGACCAUAUCAUUGGCUUAGUUGUGAAGGGCAGAGGUGCACAAAUUGCUGCCUCAUUAAACUCCACAGUUUUUGAUAGUGAUUAUGGUGCAAGAUUCAAAAACCUCUAUCCUUUGAAGAACACACUUCUCUCAGAAUUAGAUGCUUACUGCAUUAUUACAGGACUGAAUAAAUACAUUGUUAAUUAUACUGUUAAGAACGAUUUGAUGAUUACAAAGGAUAUCAAAGAGAAAAGUGCUGAUCUCAGCCAGAAUGUACGUUUAGUCAAAAAUAUGACAAUCAAUGAAUUAGCUCGGAAGUACUUUAAUGACAUCGAAGGGGAAUAUUCCAAUAUUAUAGCUACAGUUUUGAGAACUGGUGACAAAUUGAAGCCACCUACUAUUAUAAAUAAACCAGAAGGUUAUAGUAAUGAAAUAUCGAAAUGCUCUAUUUGCUUAAACACUAUAUACUCUAACCCCUCGGAGUGGCUGAGAAAUAUUGCCAUUAAUAGAGGACAUCCAAUCGAAACUAAGGAAGAACAGGAAUUAUAUAAACAAUGGCAAUCAUCACAAGUAGGUAUUCAAACUGAAGUAUAUUUAACUUUAAGAAAUAAGGCAUGGAGUGAAGGCCACGAUAUACCAUUAUGUUACGGCUGCAUUAUCAACCUUAAUGGGAUUAAAACUAGGGAAAUAAUUUGGCCGAAACAUGAAGAAGACGAACUGGAAAACGUUUUAAACGAAUUUGAACUGAGCGAUUAA
Messenger RNA from Maudiozyma barnettii, 1425 nucleotides. RefSeq names its product Ncs2p (gene NCS2). The record is from RefSeq and is a predicted model, not a curated record. Gene Ontology annotation, cellular component: cytosol. The transcript has a single exon. Gene Ontology annotation, molecular function: sulfurtransferase activity; tRNA binding. Lineage: Eukaryota; Fungi; Ascomycota; Saccharomycetes; Saccharomycetales; Saccharomycetaceae. Gene Ontology annotation, biological process: tRNA wobble position uridine thiolation. Bases 1 to 1425 code for a protein of 474 amino acids.